AUGACGGGCCUGGGGAGUCAGCAGGAGGAGAUGGAGAUGGUGCUGUGCUGCGUCAUCCUGGCUGCCAGCCUAGCGAUGGCCCUAAAACGGCUCUGGCACCGUUCUCGACAACGAUCAGCCCCAAGCCCAUCACCAGGACCGAGUGGAUCCGCGGCAAGAUCUCCCGCGGCUCACACCUCGCCCUCCGCUGGGAACUACUACGGCCUGGGUCCAGGCGAAGCCGGGAGUGGCUCGGAGUCGGAGUCGGAGGGGGGGGCCUGCACGGUCAGCGCGUUGCGCGCGCUGCGCGCCUCCCCCGAGUUCCAGCGGUACAUGCGGGCCCGGAAUCUGGCGCCUGCGGUGCUGGAGCGGACCACGGCGAGGCUGCGCCUGUACCGCCGGCUCAGGCACCUCGACCCCGCCGGGUUCAGGAAGCUGUGUGGCAAGGCCCCCAGCUCCUACGACAGCCAGGUCCCAGGCCUCCCCAUCCGCUUGCUGGAGGCGCUGGUGUCGCAGUCGGUGCAGAGCCUGCUGGCGAGCGCAGCGCGGGCAGCGUGGCGGGAGGGCUGGCACUGGCCGCGAGUCGUGCUGGUGGUGCUGCUCUCCGCCUGGCUGGUGGGGGCGCGCUGGGGGGCGGGGCGCCCCGUCGCCAGCGUCCUCUUCAGGGAUCUGUGGUACGAGGAUGUGCGGUGGGAGCACCGGGCGCCGGCCUGGCGCACCAUGCUGGCAGCCUCCCUCGACACCCUGCCGAACUGGCAAGCGCCGGGGGCGGGGAUGCUGCUGGCCCUGGGUCUGCGCUGCCUCACAGCCAGCGGCCAGACGCUCGGCGAGCGGCUGGCGGGGCUGAGCCUCGUCUCCGAGGGCCUCGUGCACCAAAGCGACGAUGAGGACGAGGACGACUGA
Molecule: messenger RNA, 882 nt
Organism: Auxenochlorella protothecoides
Lineage: Eukaryota; Viridiplantae; Chlorophyta; Trebouxiophyceae; Chlorellales; Chlorellaceae
Exons: 5
Coding region: 1-882 (293 amino acids)
Source: RefSeq, a predicted model, not a curated record